This is a messenger RNA of Oncorhynchus mykiss (rainbow trout), 2154 nucleotides long. RefSeq names its product RING finger protein 228-like. Gene Ontology annotation, biological process: protein ubiquitination. NCBI's taxonomy places the organism in Eukaryota, Metazoa, Chordata, Actinopteri, Salmoniformes, Salmonidae. The record is from RefSeq and is a predicted model, not a curated record. Gene Ontology annotation, molecular function: ubiquitin protein ligase activity.
AAUACAGUGUCUUGUAUGGCCUCAGAGAUACGGACCAAGAACUGAUGUACACUAGAGAGGACAACAAUUAAUUGCUGGGUCUCAGGAGGAUAUCAAACAAAACAGUAUGAACACAGUUCAUGUCACAGAGGGACCAAUAUGAAACUUUGACUUUUUGACAGAGUCUAUCGUGUAAACUCGAAAUGUUUUGAUUUAAUUAUGGCACAUUUCUUCUGUCUGGCAUGAUGGCAACGGACCUUGUUAUCUCUACAUCUCCUCUCGGUCUAACUCCCAGAGAGGACUGAAAACGGUGUCUAUUGGCCUCUCCUUUCAACCCGAGCGGUUUCCACCAACCGAUAGGAAAGAUAACAACCAUGAACUGUGUGUCAAUAGCCGCCUCGCUGUCUCCUCUCAAUGCGGGUUGAGCACAGAUCACUCCGGCGGAUUAACCAACCCUCGCAUCGAAGAGUCGUCACGAGCAUUACAUCACCGAUUCCACACCCGAAGCGUAAAAUGAGACCCAUGUAUUUUUAACCAGCGGAUAUGAACACUGAUGAUGAGGGGAUACAACUGGAUUUUCAUUUUUUGACGUCGUGGGGGAUUAUACAAAUAUAUCAACAAUUUCAACGUCGGCUAUACAAUUCAUCAGAGAGAUGAUGGCGUUUUUAUGAACGGGGGAUAGACGAACACCGUCAUCAGCAUCUCUGCCUCUCGGCUCCUUUGUGUUCGUAGAGAAUGUGAUCGGCGAAAGAUGACAUGGCAGAGGUAGAUUCAGCAUCCAGUGGAGCAGAACAACCGAGCAGCCUGGAGACAGCAUUCCCGUACGAGGAGUAUGAAUGCAAAAUAUGUUACAAUUAUUUCGACCUUGACCGUCGCGCGCCCAAGAUUUUAGAAUGCUUGCACACAUUUUGCGAGGAGUGCCUGAACACUCUCCAUCUCCGCGAGGAGCGUCCAUGGCGCAUCAGCUGCCCUAUAUGUCGCCACAGGACACCCGUACCGGACUAUCGGAUACAAAACCUACCCAAUAAUACCAAGGUAACGGAGGAUUUCCCAUUGUACAUUGACUCUGAUCCUCUGCCUCAGGAUGCUUUGCCCCUCUACCCUCCCCGGUUGCACCCCGCACUCGUCGCCCUCAGGCGCGAGGAGGCAUCGGGGGCGUCCACGAGCCAAGCUACCCCCUCCACUACCUUGUCCACUGCCACUACCCUUUCCCAGGACUCGGUGCGCUAUGGAAGCUGUCAGAGCUGCAAGCGAGUUGCCCUUACUACGGGCUGUGUGUGCGUGAUCUUCUCCUUUCUGUCCAUGCUGGUUCUGCUCUUCAUGGGCCUGAUCUUCGUGCACAGUCACAGCAGCCCGCCCUCGCCCGCGGGACCCAUCUGCCUGUCGGUGGCCAGCAUCCUGGCCAUGUUCUCGGUGGUAGUCACGUGGCUGAUCUGCUGGUUAAAAUAUAGACCCGAUCAUGAGACAGGACGCUCAUCUGGAACGAAUAGGCGGAACGCCUGAUGAUGAAGAUGAAGAUGAUCAUGUUGAUAAUGGGAUGUGUGUGAUUUAUGUAUAUACUGCUGUAUAUAUAAUGUCUGUAUAAUGUCCCUCCCUUCCUUUACUUUUUUAGAAAUAUACAUUGUCCAGAAUGGCCUUUUAACAGUAGGAUAUAGCAAACACCAUAUAAAGGCCUUCACCUGCUCACUGAGCAGUAAGCCUACAGUAAGUAGCCUACCAUUUGAUAAAUGCAUAAAUGCACUUGUAUGCCUACCUAUGGUAGGCUCAUAUGAUGAUAGGUAACCUUGCCUGAGACCUAGAUUAACUGCCUGUUGCUCCCAGACUAGACUGGUUGAAUGCACUGAGUUGAGGACCAGGGUUUGAUACCAGUUUCCUGAAAAGUAUACACUACCCACUAUGCCUCUCACUAUCAAAACCUGUCCUUGAGUAGUCACAAAUAUACACUACAUGAUAAAAAAAAUGGACACCUGCCCGUCAAACAUCUCAUUUCAAAACCAUGGGCAUUAAUAUGGAGUUGGUCCCCCUUUACUGCCUCCACUCUACUGGGAAGGCAUUCUCGAUGUUGGAACAUUGCUGCGGGGACUUGCUUCCAUUCAGCCACAAGAGCAUUACUGAGGUUGGAACUGAUGUUGGGUGAUUAGGCCUGGCUCACAGUCGGCGUUCCAAGUCAUCCCA